GAAAAAAAAUAUGACCGUUUGAAAGUAAUUAAAUUUCAGACAAGAAUAAACUCCCUUCCUCUACUCUACUUCAAUCUCUGUUUCUUCUUCCCUCAGUAAAAAAAUCGAGAGAGAGAGAGAGAGAUGGGUUGUGUUUCUUCGAAGCUAGUCAAGAAGAAACUGGUAAGAGAGAUUCGAGUCAACAACGGCGGCGAUCACAUUGUCUCUCUUACUUCCACUACUUACGGUCAUCUCGAUCUCGACCAACAACGACCAGAGACUUCUCAGGAACUCACUAAAGGCGAAGCCUUUGAACCAAGACGAUCAACUGCACGGGAAGAUGAUCCAGAGAUAAUCAACACAUGGGAGCUUAUGGAAGAUCUCGAAGAUUCGACGAGGAUUAUUAGUCCCAAGUCUCGUGGCAUUUUAUCGUGGAAGACUCCGGCGAAACCGAGCCUGGAGUCUCCGAAGAGGAACGGUAGUAGUAAGAGAUUCAGGGGGAAAGAAAACAGAGGAUUGAGUCCGAACCAGAUUCCGAAGCGAGGCGUGAUGCGUUUGAGUUUCCCUCUCAAAACAGAGGAAGGUUCGGCCGCGGUUACGCAGAGGAGGAAGAGUUUCAGUCCAGCGUUCGAUCCGGAUCUCGUGGCUUCCUACGAGAGAGAGCUGUCUCAGGAGAAAGAGCAGAUAAAGAUGGUGAUCUCUUCUUCGGGAAAAACAGAGAGAAACAGAGAGUCAGAGAGGAUCCUCGAGGGUUUCCCGGAGAAAUGUCCACCGGGAGGAGAAGACUCGGUGGUGGUCUACAUCACGACGCUGAGAGGGAUAAGGAAGACGUUCGAGGACUGCAACGCGGUGAGAUCGGUGCUGGACUCACACGAAGUUAGAUUCUCGGAGAGGGACGUGUCGAUGCACUCUGUUUUCAAGGAGGAGAUCAGGGGCAUUUUGGGAACGAAGCAGGUGAAAAUACCGGCGGUUUUCGUGAAGGGGAGGAUGGUGGAUGUGAUGAAGUUGGAGGAGGAGGGUAAACUGGGAAUUUUGCUCGAGUGUAUGCCUAAACAGAGGCUUGGAGGUGGUUGCUGCUGUGGGUGCGGUGGGAUGAGGUUUGUGAUGUGUGAUGUUUGUAACGGAAGCUGCAAGGUUAUGGAUGGGGAGAAGAAGAAUAAUGCUGUUGUUAAGUGUUUGGUGUGUAAUGAGAAUGGUUUGGUUCUGUGUCCAAUUUGCUCUUAGAAGAGAUUUUUAUUUUUCAGUUUUCCAUAACUUUUAUGGUGGGAUUGGGUGAAGUUGGAAGAGGAUUGAAUUAGUUUUGGUUUGUAAUGAUUUGAUUACAGAGUUUUCAAAGUUGGGUUUAGGGUUCUUUGUGUGUGAAACAAGCAAUGAAAUCUGUUUUAAAUGUUUGUAAUAUAAAUUCAAUUCAUUUUUGUUUAAA
This is a messenger RNA of Raphanus sativus (radish), 1402 nucleotides long. RefSeq lists its product as uncharacterized. Lineage: Eukaryota; Viridiplantae; Streptophyta; Magnoliopsida; Brassicales; Brassicaceae. The coding region runs from base 124 to 1203 and encodes 359 amino acids. The transcript has a single exon. The record is from RefSeq and is a predicted model, not a curated record.